AAGACUGAUUUUCGCGCCGUGGCAGGAGUGGCUGACACGGUGGCGGCGAUGGCAACGGCUGGCGUGAACGGCCGGUCAGCCGUGUUGCGAGUCGAGUGGAGAUGCAGAAGAAGCGGCAGCAACGGCGGCAUCAUGUCAUAGCUUUAGAAGACAAGAAUUCAAUUUUCUUCAUCGGCAGUACAGGAAAGCUCACCUGGAACUGCACUUCGAGCUGUCUCAUGCCAACAGCAGCUUCAAAGAGAAUGGUCACAGCUGCCAUCGUCGCGUGCUAC
Messenger RNA from Gryllus bimaculatus (two-spotted cricket), 272 nucleotides. NCBI's taxonomy places the organism in Eukaryota, Metazoa, Arthropoda, Insecta, Orthoptera, Gryllidae. The record is from the annotation of a GenBank genome assembly.